This is a messenger RNA of Phragmites australis (common reed), 670 nucleotides long. Its product is annotated as protein SPIRAL1-like 4. The record is from RefSeq and is a predicted model, not a curated record. Gene Ontology annotation, biological process: cortical microtubule organization. Gene Ontology annotation, cellular component: cortical microtubule, transverse to long axis. The transcript has 2 exons. The coding region runs from base 72 to 446 and encodes 124 amino acids. NCBI's taxonomy places the organism in Eukaryota, Viridiplantae, Streptophyta, Magnoliopsida, Poales, Poaceae.
CUCACAGCGCAGCACUAGUCGUACACCCCACAAACACACAGAGAGACGGGAAAAAGGACCGGAGGAAGAAGAUGAGUAGAGGAGGGAGCUACGGGGGUGGCCGGAGCUCGCUCGGUUACCUCUUCGAGCCGGAGGAAAUCACCCCAUAUCACCCGGCCAAAUCCAACCAAGAAACCGAGAAGACUCCAGCUGAUAACAACAGCAGCGUCAAGGAUGACAAGAUGAUCGCAGACGAAGCGGAUCGAGAACCACAUCCUGCUCCUCCAACGAAACAAGACUCAAACCCGAUAGUAUCGCAGAGACCUGCUUGCAACGUCUACCAUACUAGGCAACCCAGCCACAACUCCGGGCUUCUUAUCACUGACCGACCAUCUACGAGGGUACGCUGUGCACCAGGAGGGCCGUCGUCGCUUGGAUUUCUCUUCGGAGACGAGCAUGAGAAAUGAUAGAUAUCGACACUGCUAAUCCGCAAGGGAGUAUGACUGCAUGCAUGUGCAUGUACACGCUUUCAUCACAGUAUUGUGUUCGAAUGGUCUGUGUUCUGCUUUUGCUCGGUGUGUAUACUUAAACGUGUUCGUAUUUAUUUGGUCCUGCAGUAUUGCAAGGGUGUUUCAAAUAUCUGUUGUUAAUUGUUGCUGCCAAGCACAAGAUAUAUGGGAAAUUGAAUUAU